Nerophis ophidion (straightnose pipefish) is the source of this 2167-nucleotide messenger RNA. RefSeq names its product ras-related protein Rab-26-like. The transcript is spliced from 9 exons. Gene Ontology annotation, cellular component: Golgi apparatus; endosome. Lineage: Eukaryota; Metazoa; Chordata; Actinopteri; Syngnathiformes; Syngnathidae. Gene Ontology annotation, molecular function: GTP binding; GTPase activity. The coding region runs from base 298 to 1044 and encodes 248 amino acids. The record is from RefSeq and is a predicted model, not a curated record.
GUCGUGUGGCGUUCACUGUCAAGGUGCGUUCACUUGCUCCUCAGUGUGCCGAGUGGAGCAAGCCGUCGGUGUAGAAAGAUAUUUUAAACACAGUCUAUGUCCACUAGCUUCAUGUUUUAGGUUCUGUUGAAACGAGUACGCUUCUUAUUCCUAUUUGUUGCAACUUUUGCUUUCAUUCAAGCAAAAGCUGAGGUUUUUUUUUUUUGUUCAUUUAUUUAAUUUUGUUUUAAGAAUCAUCCAGUUGCUUUUUUUUUUCUUUCUCCCAAGUUGGACGUUUUUUUUUUUUUUUUGGAGGACAUGUCUCGCAAGAAGGCUGGCAGGGGCAAACACACAAGCAGCCCCGUCGGGAAAGGCAGUGGUGGCGGGAAAGGUGCGAGGAGCAGCCCCGCUAUUGUGCAGAUGAACGGGGUGGUCCAUCCCUGCAGACCCCCCAUCAGCAGCAGCAGCGAGUUUUAUGACAUUGCUUUUAAGGUGAUGCUCAUCGGCGACUCAGGUGUGGGCAAAACCUGCCUGUUGGUCCGCUUUAAAGACGGAGCCUUCCUGGCCGGCAGCUUCAUCUCCACAGUGGGCAUCGACUUCCGGAAUAAAGUCCUCAAUAUUGAUGGAGUCAAGGUGAAGCUGCAGAUCUGGGACACAGCAGGGCAGGAGAGGUUCCGCAGUGUCACCCACGCUUACUACCGUGACGCCCACGCCUUGCUUCUGCUCUACGACGUCACUAAUAAAACAUCAUUUGACAACAUUCAGGCGUGGCUGACUGAGAUCCACGAGUACGCCCAACAGGAUGUGGUGCUCAUGAUACUCGGAAACAAGGCCGACGCUACUCACGAGAGGGUGGUAAAGAGAGAGGACGGCGAGAGGCUUGCAAAGGAGUUCGGGGUUCCUUUCAUGGAGACCAGCGCUAGGACAGGUCUCAAUGUAGACUUGGCCUUCACUGCUGUGGCCAAGGAGCUGAAGCAUCGAUCGGCAAAGGAUGCGAGUGAAAACUUCAAGCUUCAAGAGUACGUGAGCCAGGAGGUUAAAAGUGCAAGCUGCUGCAGAUCCUAAAGAGGCCCUAAGAAGUGUUUAUGUGUGGUUGUUGGAUUGUCGACUGAGGUUCCCGGAGGAAAGUCCGUAGUAUCAUGUUUUUCUGUCGUCUUGCACCACCGAUGGUAUUUAGCUUCAUGUAGAAUCGGAGACUUUAUGUUAAGCACAAAUUAAGUGUUUCCACGUCAGUUAAGCUCACCAGCAUGGACUCCAAUGGAAGACGUUUGGUGUUUCAGAAGCUGAUGUUUGAGAAUGCCUUUUUCUUUCUUGUGCAUAAUUGCUCAUUUUAACCUAAACAAGCUAGCUAUUUGUCGUGUAAUACUGCAAAACGUCACUGUGCAAUGAAAUUUUGUUUUUUUGUUUUGUUUUUCUCUUUUUUUCACCACAAAAACAAAGAAAAGUCAUUUUGGAUAGACUUAUUUUUUCAUUGGACAGAGUAUAGUGUGCAACAUCAAUUCAGCUGCAAUAAUAUAACAAUAUAAUAAUAAAGCCACCAAGUUGAAAUGGUAGAUCAUAAAUCCGCUCACAUUGCCUCUGACUUGUAAUAUACUGCCCCCUAGCGGAAGGAAGCGAACUUGAACGUUAUUGAGUUUAGCAAUAUAUAUUUCCUUCAAUAUAUAUAUUUAAAUUAUUUAGAACAUGAUUAAUAACAAUAAUGUAAGAUUUAUACAUUUUAAUUUGAGAAAGGAUGUAUGUAAAUACUUAUGUUUCUGCAUGUAAAAAGCACAGACUUUAGAAUGUUUAACAUGUGAAAAUGAAGUAUUCUAUUGACAAAAAAAUGUGUAUAUUGAUGUGUAUAAUUUCUUGUAUUUCAUAUUCAUGACAGUGCAUUGCAUUAAUUAGCUUUAUUUAACUAUACAUAAAUGAGAACCGGUAAGUUAUGUCAUGUUGUUUUAAAAAAAAAAAAAUUGCCGUUUAUAUUAAUAAUGUUGAUUGGAAUCAUGCCACAGUGUUAAGAUCAUUUUUUGUACAUUUGCUUUAGUUGUUGGAAAUAAAUACUAGGAAAGUAAGAUUUUACAUUAUGUAUUUAUUUUACUUUCUAAUGUUUGGGUCCUUUUUUUCCCUCACUACUUUUGACUAUCAUCUCUUGUGACACAUGUAACUAAAGUGGUACAAUAAAAUCCAGAAUGAGCUGAACAUUUUA